Messenger RNA from Momordica charantia (bitter melon), 3839 nucleotides. RefSeq names its product Tetratricopeptide repeat (TPR)-like superfamily protein. Gene Ontology annotation, biological process: chloroplast-nucleus signaling pathway; mitochondria-nucleus signaling pathway. Gene Ontology annotation, molecular function: protein binding. The record is from RefSeq and is a predicted model, not a curated record. Lineage: Eukaryota; Viridiplantae; Streptophyta; Magnoliopsida; Cucurbitales; Cucurbitaceae. Gene Ontology annotation, cellular component: chloroplast.
UUAAGGUUGAAUUUCCUCAGCCGCCGCUCGUCCCCCGUGCCAUUGGAAAUGCGAAUGUAAUGCGCCAUGGAAGGCGAGGUUUCGUUGCCAUGGAGUCAAGGGCAAUGUCAAGUCUUUCUCAAAUGGCGGACCUUCUCCUGGUCGCCUCCCUCACCAAAACCCUAUCGGAGUCCGGUACUCGAACCCUCCAACACCAUUCUCAUUCACUUCCUCUAUCGGAGCCUCUCCUCCUCCAAAUCCUCCGUUCCAGAUCCCUUCACCCUUCCAAGAAGCUCGAAUUCUUCACGUGGUGCUCUCUCAGCCCCAAUUACAAGCAUUCCGCCUCCACAUACUCUCGAAUUUUGCACAUCCUCUGCCGCGCAGGUUACCUCCACGAGGUUCCCCUUCUACUCUCAUCCAUGAAGCGAGACGGCGUUGCUGUUGAUUCUCACACUUUCAAGCUCCUUCUCGAUGCCUUUAUCGGGUCCGGUAAAUUCGACGCUGCUCUCGAAAUUUUGGACCACAUGGAAGAGUUGGGAACUGGGUUGGAACUCCACACGUACAACUCUCUUCUUCUCGCUCUGGUCCGUAAAAACCAGGUGGGUUUGGCCUUGUCCAUUUUCCUUAAGCUUUUCGAUGCUUUCUAUAAUGGCGGGCAUGUUGGUACUGUUGCUGAUAGUAUUUCCUUCUUGCCCAGUUCACUUGCUUGUAAUGAAUUAUUGGUUGCUCUCAGGAGAGCUGACAUGAGAAUAGAGUUCAAAAAAGUAUUUGAUAAGCUUAGAGAAAUUAGAGGCUUUGAGUUCAACAUCUGUGGAUAUAAUAUAUGUAUUCAUGCUUUUGGAUGUUGGGGUUAUCUGGAUACUUCUCUUGCUUUGUUCAAAGAAAUGAAGCAAAAGAGUUCAGUUUCUCAGUCUUUUGGUCCGGAUUUGUGCACAUAUAAUAGCCUUAUUCACGUGCUCUGUUUGGUAGGAAGGGUGAAGGAUGCACUUAUUGUGUGGGAGGAGUUAAAAGGAUCAGGUCAUGAACCCGAUGCCUUCACAUAUCGCUUAAUUAUUCAGGGUUGCUGUAAGUCUUACCGAAUGGAUGAUGCCACCAUGAUUUUUAAUGAAAUGGAGUACAAUGGAUUUACGCUGGAUACCAUUGUUUAUAAUUCUCUCCUUGAUGGGUUAUUCAAGGCUCGGAAAGUUGUCGAAGGAUGUCAACUUUUUGAUAAAAUGGUGCAGGAAGGUGUAAGAGCUUCUCCUUGGACAUACAAUAUUCUAAUUGAUGGAUUGUUUAGGAAUGGAAGAGCUGCAGCUGGUUACUCUUUAUUCUGUGAUUUGAAGAAAAAGGGUCAAUUUGUGGAUGGUGUUACCUACAGCAUCGUUGUUCUGCAACUGUGUAAAGAGGGACUGCUUGAGGAAGCGAUACAAUCGGUUGAAGAAAUGGAAGUGAGAGGCUUCAUUGUUGAUCUAAUUACUGUAUCAUCUCUGUUGAUUGGAAUGCACAAGCAAGGCCGGUGGGAUGGGUUAGAGAGGCUCAUGAAGCACAUUAGAGAAGGUGAUCUGGUCCCCAAUGUUCUCAAAUGGAAGGCCAACAUGGAGGAUUCAGUGAAAUAUCAGCAGAAUAAAAGGAAAGACUACUCAACUUUAUUCUCCCCAAAGGAAGAUUUGAAUGAGAUUAUAAGUUCAAGAGCUUCUUCUGUUAUGAAAGUUGAUAUCAAUGGUAUUUUCAUAAACACAGAAGAAAAUUGGUCAGAAUCCCCACAUGUGGAUCUUUUGGCUAACCUUGCAAGGUCCACAAGCCAUUCUUCGCAACCAUUCUCUCUAGCUCAGGGACGACGGGUUCAAGCAAAAGGAGCCAACUCCUUCGAUAUUGAUAUGGUCAAUACAUUUUUGUCUAUUUUUCUGGCAAAAGGAAAAUUGAGCUUAGCAUGCAAGUUGUUUGAGAUCUUCAGUGAUAUGGGUGUGAGCCCAGUGAGGUACACUUACAAUUCAAUGUUAAGUUCAUUUGUGAAGAAGGGAUAUUUUCACCAAGCAUGGGGUAUAUUUAACGAAAUGGGCGAGAAGGUUUGUCCAGCCGAUAUAGCGACAUACAACAUGAUAAUUCAAGGACUUGGGAAGAUGGGUAGAGCGGAUCUUGCUAGUUCUGUUCUGGAUAAGCUCAUGGAGCAGGGUGGCUAUCUCGAUAUUGUUAUGUACAAUACAUUAAUUAAUGCGCUGGGGAAGGCAGGCCGAAUGGAUGAAGUAAAUAAGCUGUUUCAGCAGAUGAGGAGCAGUGGGAUAAAUCCAGAUGUUGUUACUUUUAAUACACUUAUUGAAGUUCACAGCAAAGCAGGUCGGUUUAAGGAUGCUUACAAAUUUUUGAAGAUGAUGCUGGAUUCAGGCUGUGCCCCAAAUCAUGUAACCGAUACAACUUUGGAUUUUCUAGGAAGGGAAAUUGAGAAAAUGAGGUAUGAAAAAGCUUCAAUCAUCCGUGACAAAAACAGUCCUUGAAUUUUCUGUUUAAGAUUGGAUUGAUUGUAUAAAUUGCAAUUUGUUUCUAGUGGAAGACAGUACAGGAAUAGAAAAAAGGGGGAAAGUAAGAUCAGAAUAUGAUCAUUUAUUGACUGGUAAUGUUGUAUAUCAACGUUCUUAAGCUGUUUGACGCCAACAUUUUCAGUAUUUGAUAAUUUUAGAAGAAAAGAAUACCCAAAAUCGCCACCAAAAAGAAGGCGCUCAGUUUGGCAGCAACAUUUCGGAUUUUGACAAAAUUUCUCUCCCUUGCUCGUCUACCAGUUCUUCCCACCAACUUUGUAGUUUCUCUUUCUCUCGAUGCUCCCAUUGGAGUUCUCUCUAAAUUUGUCACAGUAAAGCUUUGUCUGAAAUAGAUUGCCUCGCCAAUGACAAAGACGGUGAUGCAGAACCAAACGUGGCCAGUAAGGUUUCCACUCGAAAAGUUCAGAAUCGUCAAAUGCCAUCAAAAGGCACAAGUUGCUGAUCGUACACCCUUGCCACUUUCUCUACCACACUGGAUGUCUCCAGCCACAGCCGAGCACAGUUCUGCAAGAGAUCAUGAUUCAUGAAUCUCCACCACGAACUUUCCCCAUGGCCGCCACUGAAGAAUCUCAUAAACAGAGCAUUGUAGCAGAGAGCUUUUUAUUCCAAUAAUGGAGGCGAAAUCUGGAGAACAACCCUCGAGAACAGAGGAUAGCCUUUGCUUGGCUCUGGUGUUGUGUUAUCCAGAGCUCUGAGUUUUGAGUUGUAUGCUGAGGAAGUGAGGAUGAGGUAUUUGAUGGGGUCGCAGUUGAUGAUUUUGGAGCUUCAAUGUGAAGUUUAAGUGAAAGGAACUCAAGGCAAGUUCUGUGAUUUGUGGGUUGGCAGGUUGGCAGGGAGCAUUUGGUUGAGGUUUGUGAUUGCUACACAUGUUUCUGAUGAGGAUUGGGCCUUUGGGGCCAUUUAGGAUUCUGAGAGCCAAUGCCAAGGUAAUUUGAUCUCUCUUUACAUCCUCUAUAUUUCAUGUUUGUAUGAUUUUUAUCAUUUUAUGCUUGUUUUCUGGUUCUUUUCUGGUUCUGCGUGCUUGUAGCCCCAAGAAGUGCAUAAGGAUCUUGGGUUGAACUGUAGCUAGAAAAGCUGAGGUAUUUUCUCUUUAGCUGUCCAUGAAGACUCACUUUCGCUACGGCUCUGGUGGUACAUGAGUUUAUUAGUUCAUAGUUAAGAUUUCAGACAAGCCAAUGGGACUAUCCUCAGCCUGAUCUAUUCGCUCCAGAGAGACAGGCAUGCACAAGUCCAAAAGGAAAGGCUCAGUGAAGUCAAUGUCUUGUCAGCCGUAAAGCUGAACUUAGAGUUUGUAGAAACAAAAGACAUAAUUCAUUUAAAUGGUGAAUAUAUAAAUUCUAUUCA